Amblyraja radiata (thorny skate) is the source of this 2058-nucleotide messenger RNA. RefSeq names its product dolichyl-diphosphooligosaccharide--protein glycosyltransferase subunit (non-catalytic) (gene ddost). Gene Ontology annotation, cellular component: oligosaccharyltransferase complex; endoplasmic reticulum membrane. The coding region runs from base 42 to 1403 and encodes 453 amino acids. NCBI's taxonomy places the organism in Eukaryota, Metazoa, Chordata, Chondrichthyes, Rajiformes, Rajidae. The record is from RefSeq and is a predicted model, not a curated record. The transcript has 11 exons.
UGCUUCCGGAUCCGGUCUUGCUGGUGGUGACGGCGCUGGAGAUGGCGGACUGUCGGAGUGGGAGCUCCGUGGAGAUGGGGAUGGGGAUGUGGAAGGCGGCGAGUCGGGCCUCAGCGCCCCUGCUGCUCCUGCUCGUCUCCCUCGUGUCGGCGGCAGACGGGGCCGGGCGGACGCUGGUGCUUCUGGAGAACGUCAACAUGAAGGAGACGCACUCCAUGUACUUCAGGAGCCUGGCGGAUCUUGGGUUCAAUUUGACUUUCAAGAUUUCAGAUGAUCCUGGUCUGUCUCUGAUUAAACAUGGAGAAUUCUUGUUUGAUCACCUCAUCAUAUUUUCACCAUCUGUGGAAGAUUUUGGAGGCAACAUUAAUGUUGACACCAUUUCAACAUUCAUUGAUGGAGGUGGAAAUGUACUGGUCGCUGCAAGCUCUGACAUUGGGGAUCCUUUACGGGAACUGGGUAGUGAGUGCGGGAUUGAAUUUGACGAGGAGAAGACGUUGGUUAUUGACCAUCAUAACUACGAUAUUUCUGAUUCUGGCCAGCACACCUUGAUCAUUGCCGACAAUGAACAACUACUGAAAGCUCCCACUAUUGUGGGGAAGCGGCCAACAAAUCCUCUUUUAUUCCAAGGCGUUGGCAUGGUGGCAGAUCCUGAUAAUCCUCUGGUCUUGGAUAUUCUGACCGGAUCCUCCAGCUCUUAUUCCUUCUUUCCAGACAAACCAGUGACACAGUAUCCUCAUGCGGUGGGGAAGAACACCUUGCUGAUUGCUGGACUCCAAGCACGGAACAACGCCCGUGCUAUCUUCAGUGGAUCUAUCGAUUUCUUCAGCGAUGCCUUCUUUAACACCCCUGUGCAAAAAGCAGUCGCGGGAGCUGAGCGAUUUUCAAAAAAUGGGAACUAUGAACUGGCAAUAGCACUGUCACGCUGGGUAUUCAAAGAAGAAGGAGUUCUCCGUGUUGGAAAGGUGUAUCACCACCCAGUUGGCGAAGCCAGUCCACCAAAUGCUUAUACCAUAACUGAUCUGGUGGAAUACAGCGUUGUUAUCGAGAAACUCUCGGAUGGAAAAUGGAUCCCGUUUGAUGGAGAUGACAUUCAACUGGAGUUUGUUCGUAUUGAUCCUUUUGUUAGAACCUACCUAAAGAAAAACGGUGGUAAAUACACUGUACAGUUCAAACUGCCUGAUGUGUAUGGCGUGUUCCAGUUUAAAGUGGAUUAUAACAGGCUUGGAUACACCCACCUGUACUCCUCCACUCAGGUAUCUGUGCGUCCUCUUCAACACACUCAGUACGAACGUUUCAUCCCGUCUGCCUACCCCUACUAUGCCAGCAGCUUCUCCAUGAUGAUUGGCCUUUUCUUGUUCUCUGUGGUCUUCUUGCACAUGAAAGAGAAAGAGAAGUCUGAGUGAGGGAUUGACGAGGGUGUCCAUUCUUGGUCUCCAAUGCUGAGAAUUUAAGUUGGUUAAUAACGGUGAACGACGGUUGCAAAUUCACACUUUUCUGGAGCUGCUGCCAUCUCAGGUGCAACUAAACUACAAAUCCCACUUAUUGAGAUCCCUCCGUUGAUCAGAGGCUAGCCGUGAACUGCAGGUUGCAGAAAGUAGUGGGAGCAUCAAUUUUAGUGUUGAUUUUCAUUGGACUGUAGAACAAAAUAACUUGGUUUAAAAAAUUAAAAAAAAAAAAAAAAUUAAUAGCCUGAAAUGUUGGUGUUAUUUUCCAUUUUGGAAAAAGAGAAUUAAAUCCUUGGUAAAAUAACAGGGAAAAUGUAAAUAAUUCCUGGUGUUUCUUCACCACUGGCAGUAAAAGCUCCAGAAACACAGAACAACACAUGUUGGCCAACUUCAGUUUCAAACAAUAUAACCACUUGGGGUCUCAUUGGUGGAAUCAUACCAUUUAGUAAAUGAUGUUAAGAGAAAUUAGUGGAAAAUUAUUUUCAGAUCUAUCAAAUCACUUUUUUUAAAUGCUCCCCAACACUUCUUUUUUUAAAUGCACCUAUGUUGAUUCUGCACCUAAACUUCUCAAUCUGUUUCUUACCAUUGGAAAUAAAGUUUAACAUUCCAUUUA